CAGGGGGAGCCAAUCACAGAGCUUGCUAUCUGACUCACAGCACGGAGCUGGAAGCACAGCAGCGUCAGCUGAGUCUGGAUGUGUUGCGGCCGUCGUAGCAAGAAAAAUAAAAUAAUCCACCCAAAAGUAAAGCACGACAGUAGAAUUUGCAACCUGACUCGUUCCUAGUGACCCACAAGAGAGAGAGAAGAGAGAAGAGAAGCCGCACAGACGACGCGCAGCGGGGCUAACGCAUUCAGCGUUCACAUCAACCCGGCAAACAAAGAGACCCCUUUCCAACGUCAACAUUUUUCCUCCAUAUUCAAUAGUUAUGAGUCAUGUGGCCGUCGACAAUGUCCACGGUCUAGAGCAGCAGCUCGCUGUCCUGGACUUGGCAGCGGCAGAAGGUCAGGGUGGCGGCACUGGCAGGCGGUACAUUCCUCCACAUUUAAGGAACAACGAAAUUCCCCAAAAUGCAGGAAAUGCGUUCUCUGCCGGACGACAGCCCGGCUUCGCCAUGACUCCCGGGCCCAACUACGGCGUGGGCGGCUGGGACGGCGGCCGCAACACCUUUGUGAACGGCUACCACGACAACCGGCUGAACGGCGCCAACACCUUCAACCGCGGGCCGCCGCGAAUGGAGCGGGGGCGGGGCCUCAGCGGAGGCGGAGGGGGAUACCGCGGCAACAGGGGCGGCGGCACCUUCAACCCCAUCAGCCCCAUCAACCCCAUGCAGCCCAUGGCGUUUGGCGGCUACGAGAAUAAAGGCGUCGGCCAAGCGACUAAAGGCUUUGUCACCAUGCCGACAGACGCCGGCUGGAACACUGUAAAGGAGGCGUACGGCGGCGGCGGCGGCGGAGGCUUCGGUAACAACCGCGGCAAGUCGGCCUUCUUCAACGACCGCGGAAACGCAAACAGAGGACGUUUCGACCGCGGUGGCUUCGGCGGAGGCGGCGGUGGUGGUGGUGGGGGCGGCGGUGGAGGUGGAGGCGGAGGCAACAGUCGCUGGGUUGAGGAGAGCAGAGACGACGAAGACUGGUCCAAACAAACCCCGCAAAACGAACGCCUCGAAAGUGAGCUGUUUUCCAGCAGCAACACCGGGAUCAACUUUGAGAAGUAUGACGACAUUCCUGUGGAGGCCACCGGCCAGAACUGCCCGCAUCACAUCGAGAGUUUCCAGGACAUUGCGAUGGGAGAUAUUGUGAUGUCCAACAUCGCUCUGACCCGCUACACCCGGCCGACCCCCGUGCAGAAGUACGCCAUUCCCAUCAUUAAGAGCAAGAGAGACCUGAUGGCCUGCGCACAGACAGGGUCCGGUAAGACGGCUGCGUUCCUGUUGCCUAUCCUCAGCCAGAUCUUCGCGGAUGGGCCAGGAGAUGCACUGGCUGCGGCUAAGGCGUCUGGACAGGACAAUGGGAAAUAUGGGCGUCGCAAGCAGUACCCCAUCUCCCUGGUGCUAGCCCCCACCAGAGAGCUGGCCCUGCAGAUAUACGAUGAGGCCAGGAAGUUCUCGUACCGGUCGCGGGUGCGUCCCUGCGUGGUGUACGGUGGCGCCGACAUCGGGCAGCAGAUCAGGGACCUGGAGCGAGGCUGUCACCUGCUGGUGGCCACGCCCGGCCGGCUGGUGGACAUGAUGGAGAGGGGCAAGAUCGGCCUGGACUUCUGCAACUACCUGGUUCUGGACGAGGCGGACCGCAUGCUCGACAUGGGCUUCGAGCCCCAGAUCCGGCGCAUCGUGGAGCAGGACACCAUGCCCUCCAAGGGCCUGCGUCAGACCAUGAUGUUCAGCGCCACCUUCCCCAAGGAGAUCCAGAUCCUCGCCAGGGAUUUCCUCGAGGACUACAUCUUCCUGGCGGUGGGGCGGGUCGGCUCCACCUCUGAGAACAUCACCCAGAAGGUGGUGUGGGUGGAGGAGAGCGACAAGCGGUCCUUCCUGCUCGACCUCCUCAACGCCACAGUGAUCCCCAGCGAGAUACAGGACAAUACAGGAGAGACCAUAGAAAAGCCCGGGAAGGACUCUCUCACACUGGUGUUCGUUGAGACCAAGAAGGGCGCCGACGCCCUGGAGGACUUCCUGUACCGCGAGGGCUACGCCUGCACCAGUAUCCACGGCGACCGGUCCCAGCGCGACCGCGAGGAGGCGCUGCACCAGUUCCGCUCCGGACGCUGCCCCAUCCUGGUUGCCACCGCGGUGGCAGCUCGAGGCCUGGACAUCUCCAACGUGAAGCAUGUCAUCAACUUCGACCUGCCCAGUGACAUCGAGGAGUACGUCCACCGUAUUGGGCGUACGGGCCGCGUGGGGAACCUGGGUCUGGCAACGUCGUUCUUCAACGACAAGAACGGCAACAUCACGAAGGACCUCCUGGACAUCCUGGUGGAGGCCAAGCAGGAGGUGCCGUCCUGGCUGGAGAGCCUCGCCUACGAGCACCAGCACAAGAGCACCGGCCGCGGGCGCUCCAAGAGGUCAAGUUACCGUUCUGCUGGACAGGUUCCCAGGUUCUCCGGUGGGUUCGCCGCCAGGGACUACCGCCAGACCAGCGCCGCUAGUAACCCCGGGGGCUUUGGUGGUCGCGGCGGCGGCCGCAACCAAUCGGUGCACGGAGGGAACCGCGGAUUCGGAGGAGGGGGCUUCGGGAACUUCUACAGCAGCGACGGCUACGGGGGCAACUACUCCCACUCCCAGGUGGACUGGUGGGGCAACUAAACCCCUCCCCCAAAUGACCCUUCACCCCUCCCCCUUUGUCCAUCGUCGUCCUUCUCUUACUCUCACCGUACCCUCCCCUAGUGGUUUAUUUGUUUUCGUUCCACAGCAUGCCCCCCUGUGCGGAAAUGUUGUGCCCCCCCCUUUUUAGAUCCUCUUCCUCGUCCAGCAUCCCCUCCACCUCCUCCCAUUACAGAGUCCACAGCCCUAAACGGAUCCCACACAAUAGUCAGUUGUUUUUCAUGGGACUUUGUGUCUUUGAUCGCUUGCUAGCCCCGCCCCCUAAACCCCCACCCCCUCAGCUUCUAGUGCACUUUGGUUCAUCAUCACCGUGACGAACGCAAAGCUCCCCCUUAACGCUGGGGAUUCGAAACGGAGAGUCUUGAGUCGUCGAGUUAAAAAAAAUAAAACGAUAAUUAAAACUUAGUUUCCCCUUAAAAAUCGCUCAGGGGGAAUCACACUGCGGGAGGGAGGUAUGACCUCAAGUUCAUCGACCUUUGGGUUGCGGUGACCGCCGUAGUGUUCACUCCCCCCCCCCCUAUGUAGCUGUCACUCACCGCCUCCCCCCUCCCCUGACUUCAGCGUAUGACCAGCCUGUGUUUCCCAGAUCCACACUAACUUAACUCCCUUAAUCCACGGCUCGGCAUUCAAAGGCAUGACGCCAGAUCCCCCCCCCCCCCCCCUCCCUCCCCCCUGGACUUAAGUUCUUUUUAAGUGUCGAUGUGUGACCGUGUGUGCACUGGCAUGGCUGUUUUCAUAGGUCACCCAGCCCAGCCACCAGUAGUCGUCACGCAGCGUUUAAAAGAGAGCUUUCAGUGUUUUCGUCGUUCAAGCGAUCCCAUGAAACUGGCCGUCUUCUCAUGGCCAUGCGACAGAUAGACAGACAGUCAGAGUAUCCUAGCAGAGUUUUCAUUUUUUUUGGAUAGAAAGGCAGAAAUUUGAUUGGCAGGUGUGCCGGCGAGACACGAUGGUUGUUUCUCGACGACAAACUGUGGUAAAGUCGUGAACUUGUGCACUUUUAAAUUCCACCCGCUCAGAAAUGCAUUUUUCUCUUUGCUGCAAAAAACAAUGGAGCAUUUGUUUGUGUACUGUGCCUCCGAGAAUCAGAACGGUAUCUCCUGCAAUUGUGUUUCUUUGUUUUAAUUGCCUGAAUAUACAUAUAUAUAUCAAUAUAAAUAAAUAUAUAUAUGUGUAUAAAA
Molecule: messenger RNA, 3879 nt
Organism: Gadus macrocephalus (Pacific cod)
Lineage: Eukaryota; Metazoa; Chordata; Actinopteri; Gadiformes; Gadidae
Gene: ddx3xb
Product: DEAD-box helicase 3 X-linked b
Exons: 21
Coding region: 311-2683 (790 amino acids)
Biological process (GO): gamete generation; cell differentiation
Cellular component (GO): nucleus; P granule
Molecular function (GO): RNA binding; ATP binding; RNA helicase activity
Source: RefSeq, a predicted model, not a curated record